CAUAAUUUAGAUCUGCUCAAGAUGCAAACCUAGUGCUAUUAUCUCGGACUCCUCGGGCUCCUUGGGUUUGUAGGAACUCAUAUUAAAGAGUUCUCGCCACCCCUCAACUCUCCGCCAACCACGUACAGACUCGGAGUCACUCAUCGCUUCAUUCAUCGUUCCUCUUCACCUACUUUUGUGGCCAUGUGGCUGUCCCUCACCAGUGUUAUCCUGGGGUUUGGGUUCAUGGCCCAAGCCCAGAGCUUCACCAAUCCUGUGGUCUAUGCGGAUUACCCCGACAAUGACGUUUUUCUUGGCCCCGAUGGGAAAACGUUUUACUUUUCGAGUUCCAACUUCCACUACUCUCCCGGAGCACCUAUUCUGAAGUCCACCGAUCUUGUAAACUGGGAGCCUGUUGGCCAUUCCGUGCCAACGCUUGACUUUGGCCCCGGUUACUACAUGGACAACGGGCAGACUAACUACAAUGGCGGAACCUGGGCUUCUACGAUGCGGUACCGCCAGAGCAACAACAAGUGGUAUUGGAUCGGCUGUGUUAACUUUUGGACCACCUACGUCUAUACAGCCUCGGAUGUUGCAGGGCCAUGGCAGAAAUCUUCCAGCUUCCAACCUUGCUUCUACGACUGUGGUAUGCUGAUAGAUGACGACGACACUAUGUAUGUCGCCUACGGAAACAACAAGGUCUCUGUGGCUCAACUUUCCUCGGAUGGGCUCAGAAUUGUCAAAAAUCAGCAAGUUUUAACCUUUCCAUCCGAGUGCACAGGGAUCGAGGGCAACCGCAUGUAUAAGAUCAACGGCAUGUAUUACAUCCUCAACGAUUGUCCUGGUGAUGGUAUCACCGAGAUUUGGAAAUCUUCGAGCCCUUGGGGUCCGUACACAAAUAAGAUUCUUAACAGCAACAAAACUCCAGGGCCUAUUGCUGGUACGGGUUCACCGAUUCAAGGCAGCCUGGUCAAGACCCCCAACGGAAACUGGUACUUCAUGUCCUUUUCUUGGGCCUAUCCUUUAGGUAGGGUGCCUGUUCUUGCACCGAUAACCUGGGGUUCGGACGGUUUUCCCACACUCCAAACUGUCAACGGCAAGUGGGCUGAAUCCUACUCAUACCCUCUCCCGAAGAACGACAAUACUCAAGGAUGGAUUGGUGGAGAUACGUUUUGGGGCAACAAGCUGGGUCCAAAGUGGGAGUGGAACCACAACCCGGAUACAUCCAAAUUCUCACUCGACAACCCUGGCCUCACACUCAGGACUGCCACAGUGACGGACGACUUGUACAAGGCGAAGAAUACACUGACUCAUCGACUUCACGGCAAAUUUCCGGUUGGAACGGUCCAAAUUGACUUCACCAACAUGGCAGAUGGUGAUAAAGUUGGCUUGGCUGCAUUCAAGGACCAAUCUGCAUGGAUUGGUGUUGUUCGCAACGGAGGAACUUAUACUGUUACAGCCGUCCAUGGAUUGUCACAAGACAGUAGCAACAACUGGGCAACCACUAGCACGGGAACUGUGGUCGCAACUGCGCCUAUUUCACAGCGUCCAGUCUGGCUGCAAGUCAGGAUGGACGCGAGGGCUGACGGCAACAAACAAGCCACUUUUUACUACAGCACCGACGGGAACUCGUUUUCUCAACUGGGUGGUGCUUACACUUUGACAUCUGGAUGGAAUUACUUCAUGGGGUACCGGUUUGGUAUCUUCAAUUUCGCUACGAAAGCCUUGGGAGGUUCGGUCAAGGUCCUUGGAUUUGUCAGUUGGACGAACUAAACCCUUCAAGGUUGGACGGCACGGCCCUGUAACGGACAUAGCACAAGGCAGCAUUAGAAAUACACUAUAAGGUGAUUCAUUUAGAGUACUGCUGCCUAGGGCUAAACACAAGUAUAUAAAAGACCGGCCUUUGUCACUCAUUUAGAUAGAAAGGAGAGAGUCCCUAAUAUUAUCGUC
This is a messenger RNA of Fusarium redolens, 1929 nucleotides long. RefSeq names its product glycosyl hydrolase family 43 protein. The record is from RefSeq and is a predicted model, not a curated record. Gene Ontology annotation, molecular function: hydrolase activity, hydrolyzing O-glycosyl compounds. The coding region runs from base 184 to 1752 and encodes 522 amino acids. The transcript has a single exon. Lineage: Eukaryota; Fungi; Ascomycota; Sordariomycetes; Hypocreales; Nectriaceae. Gene Ontology annotation, biological process: carbohydrate metabolic process.